UCCCUCCAUGGGAAGAUGCAGCGGGCGGGGCCGGAGGAGGCGGCGAGGACGCAGGCGGCGGCGGGGGGACCCGGGCGGAGCGGGGCCGAGGUGGCGGCGGCCCCCGCCGGGCGGCUCCUGAGGCGGGAGCUGCGGCUGCUCGAGUCCAUCUUCCACCGCGGCCACGAGCGGUUCCGCAUCGGCAGCGCCUGCCCGGACGAGAUCAGCUGCGAGUUCGUCCCGGGGGCCGGGGCCCGCGCCGGCGCCUCUGCCUCCCGGGGGCCGCCGCCGGGACCCGUCCGCAUUCACUGCAACAUCACGGAGUCUUAUCCAGCUGUUCCCCCCAUAUGGUCUGUGGAGUCAGACGAUCCCAACCUGGCAGCUAUCCUGGAGAGGCUGGUGGAAGUCAGGAAAGGAAACACCUUGCUUUUGCAGCACCUGAAACGAAUAAUCUCUGACCUGUGCAAACUCUACAACCUCCCCCAACAUCCAGAUGUUGAAAUGCUGGACCAGCCUCUGCCGGCAGAACAGAGUACCCAGGAAGAGGUGUCCUCUGAAGAGGAAGAUGAAGAGAUGCCAGAGGACACUGAGGACUUGGACCACUAUGAGAUGAAAGAGGAAGAGCCGGCAGAUGGGAGAAAGACAGAGGAUGAAGGCAUUGGCAAAGAAAACCUGGCCAUUUUAGAGAAAAUAAAAAAGAACCAGAGGCAAGAUUACUUAAAUGGUGCAGUGUCUGGGUCUGUGCAGGCCACUGACCGGCUAAUGAAGGAGCUCAGGGAUAUUUACCGAUCACCAAGUUUCAAGGGCGGAUACUAUGCAGUUGAACUAGUGAAUGACAGCCUGUACGAUUGGAACGUCAAACUCCUCAAGGUUGACGAGGACAGCGCUUUGCACAACGAUCUUCAAAUCCUCAAAGAGAAAGAAGGAACAGAUUUCAUCCUCCUCAACUUCUCUUUUAAAGAUAACUUUCCUUUUGAUCCACCAUUUGUAAGGGUUGUAUCCCCGGUGCUGUCAGGGGGGUAUGUUUUGGGUGGUGGUGCCAUCUGCAUGGAGCUGCUUACGAAACAGGGCUGGAGUAGUGCCUACUCCAUCGAGUCUGUGAUCAUGCAGAUCAGUGCAACGCUGGUGAAAGGGAAGGCACGAGUACAAUUUGGAGCCAACAAGAACCAGUACAGCCUGACAAGAGCACAGCAGUCCUACAAGUCCCUGGUUCAGAUCCAUGAGAAGAAUGGCUGGUAUACACCACCCAAGGAGGAUGGCUAGUGUGGAUGCUGCAGGACCAAUCUGAAUAUCUUCUGGAUGCUCUACUUGGAUCUUAGUGAUGCCUCUUGGCUUUCUCCCAGGAUGUAAUAGCUCUGCCUGUUGCAGGACAAUACUGGCUGUUCAAAACUCUAAAUAACUGUUUAAGGAGUUGGACUGACCCACAACACUUGCUGGGCCCAUGCUAGCAGGCAUUCUUGUUAAAACAAACUCUUGAGCCUCUUGUAUUGCUGGAAACUUCUGACUCUACUCCAGUCUAGAGCAUCCUCCUUACCUAUGCUAUGGAUUUAAUUUAUUUUCUUAUUUCAUGUACACUGCUUUUUUUUGUUACGGUGUAUGAUGGAUGUGUAUGGAAAAUGUAUCUUUGGAGAAAAAUUACAGUUUGUUAAUUUGAGAA
This is a messenger RNA of Melospiza georgiana, 1636 nucleotides long. RefSeq names its product ubiquitin conjugating enzyme E2 Q1 (gene UBE2Q1). Bases 16 to 1242 code for a protein of 408 amino acids. The record is from RefSeq and is a predicted model, not a curated record. NCBI's taxonomy places the organism in Eukaryota, Metazoa, Chordata, Aves, Passeriformes, Passerellidae. The transcript is spliced from 13 exons.